AUGUUGCAAAGAGUGGUGGUUACAGGUCUAGGGUGUUAUACGCCUCUGGGAGCUACGCUAAAUGAAUCGUGGACCGCUCUGUUAAAUGGACGGUCUGGUGUUAUAAGUAUUCAGAGUCUGAAAGAAUAUGAGGAUAGAUAUAAACCGUUCUCUAGAAUCAUUCCUCCGACAGCUACUGUUGGUAAAGUCGAUUUUAAUCCACAUGACCAUUCGAUUUUGACUUCGCAGGAGAUUCGCAGGACUUCUUUAGCUUCUCAAGUCGCUGUGGUUGCAACACACGAGGCAUUGAGCAGCGCGAACCUUAUCGAUGGGUCUGGAGAAUCUCUGAUAGGCAGCCAUCUGCAACCAGAGAGAGCUGGGUGUAUUAUUGGGUCUGGACUCCCGUCGAUGCAUGAUAUUUUUGGUGCGACAAACUCCCUCUUGUCCCUACCAAGGACAACUGUUUCGCCGUAUUUCUUACCGAAGUCAUUGAAUAAUAUGGCAUGCGGCAACGUAGCAAUUAAGUAUAAACUCCGUGGUGUUAGCCAUUGUCCCUCUACCGCAUGUGCUACAGGAAAUAAUGCUAUCGGCGAUGCGUACAACUUCAUACGUCUUGGGUAUGCAGAUAUGAUCGUGGCUGGAGCAAGUGAGAUGAGUGUUCAUCCUCUGCCAUUGGCCGGAUUCAUUAAGGCCAAGAGUAUUACACCUACAGGUAUUUCAAGGCCAUUUGAUUCCCUUAGAGAUGGGUUUGUGCUGGGAGAGGGGUGUGGGAUGGCUGUGCUGGAGUCAUUGUCCCAUGCACUAAAAAGAAAGGCAAAUAUUAUUGCAGAGGUAGUUGGCUACGGGUUAAGUACAGAUGCUUAUCACAUAACAUCUCCGUUACAGAAUGGGGAUGGAGCUAGACGAGCAAUGGAGAUGGCUAUACGGCAAGGUAUGCGUUGGGAGGACAGAAAUCAAAUAGGUUACGUCAACGCCCAUGCUACUAGCACAGUCCUGGGCGACAGAGCUGAAGCCCAGGCUAUCAAAAAUAUCUUCCAAGAUGGAAAUGCAGAGGUUUGCAUAGGAAGUAAUAAGGGGCAUAUGGGACACUUGCUUGGCGCUGCAGGUGCUGUAGAAGCUGUAUUCUCUCUACGAUCUUUGAAAGACGGGAUCGUACCAAACACCUUAAAUUUGAAUAUACCUGGAGGUGCAGACGGUGAUAAAGAGACGUAUUUUACAGGGCUGCAGUUUGUAAUGGGAAAGCCUAAACGCAUCUCUUUGAGAUACGUCUUAAAUAAUAGCUUUGGAUUCGGAGGUAUUAACUCCUCGCUGCUGUUCAAGAAGUUUGAGUGA
Molecule: messenger RNA, 1311 nt
Organism: Eremothecium cymbalariae DBVPG#7215
Lineage: Eukaryota; Fungi; Ascomycota; Saccharomycetes; Saccharomycetales; Saccharomycetaceae
Gene: CEM1
Product: fatty acid synthase CEM1
Exons: 1
Coding region: 1-1311 (436 amino acids)
Biological process (GO): fatty acid biosynthetic process
Molecular function (GO): 3-oxoacyl-[acyl-carrier-protein] synthase activity
Source: RefSeq, a predicted model, not a curated record